This is a messenger RNA of Maniola jurtina (meadow brown), 3351 nucleotides long. It is a transcript of the gene rb, whose product is annotated as AP-3 complex subunit beta-2. NCBI's taxonomy places the organism in Eukaryota, Metazoa, Arthropoda, Insecta, Lepidoptera, Nymphalidae. The record is from RefSeq and is a predicted model, not a curated record. The coding region runs from base 122 to 3247 and encodes 1041 amino acids. Gene Ontology annotation, biological process: vesicle-mediated transport; intracellular protein transport. The transcript is spliced from 22 exons. Gene Ontology annotation, cellular component: membrane coat; AP-3 adaptor complex.
UGCCAUUAGUGUCAAAAAACGUCAACAUUGGAUGCUCUUUGGACGCAUUUCACUGAAUAAUGAAUAUUUUGAGUUUUUAAAAUCAAUUUAAUUAGAAAGUGAAUAGGUACUUGCUCUCGAAAUGUCGAGCACGACUUCCUACAACAAUGAUAAGGUGGUCCAGGGGGAAGUGGAGUACCCGGUCACUGAUCCUGCAUCAGGAGCGUUCUUCCAACCAGAUUAUAAGAAGAAUGAAGAUCUGAAGCUUAUGCUGGAUGGAUCCAAGGACUCUUUGAAGCUGGAAGCUAUGAAAAGAAUUAUUGGUGUGAUUGCAAAAGGCAGAAACGCUUCUGAUUUAUUUCCAGCGGUAGUCAAGAAUGUGGUAUCAAAAAACAUAGAAGUCAAGAAGCUAGUCUAUGUAUAUCUCGUCCGUUAUGCUGAAGAGCAACAAGACCUUGCUCUGUUGUCUAUUAGCACUUUCCAGAGAGCACUCAAGGAUCCAAACCAGCUGAUUCGCGCGAGUGCAUUGCGCGUGCUGUCGUCCAUCCGCGUGCCAAUGAUCGUGCCCAUAGUGAUGCUGGCUAUCCGCGACUCGGCCAGCGACAUGAGCCCCUAUGUGAGGAAGACCGCGGCGCAUGCUAUACCCAAGCUGUACAGUCUAGAUCCAGACCAGAAAGAAGAGCUAGUGGCAGUAAUAGACAAGCUGCUCUCUGACAAGGCGCCGCUGGUGGUCGGCUCCGCCGCUAUGGCCUUCAACGAAGUGUGUGGAGAUCGUAUGAGCCUCAUUCACAGAAGUUACAGGAAGCUGUGUGCUCUCUUGGCUGACGUGGACGAGUGGGGACAGUUGACUCUGCUCAACGUGCUCACGGUGUACGCCAAGACGUGCUUCCCCGAUCCUAAUACUGAUAACUAUUCAAGCGACAGUGACAAACCCUUCUACGAUUCAGACAGUGAUGGAAGUGAUAAACGCGCGUCUAGCUCGCCCACUGUGGAACCCGACCUAAGGCUGCUACUGCGGGCCGCUAAGCCCUUACUGCAGAGCAGAAACGCGGGCGUCGUUAUGGCUGUAGCACAAUUAUUCUUUCACUGUGGGCCCGCUCAAGAACUGCCGCCAGUGGCCAAAGCCCUGGUUCGCUUGUUGCGAGCCCCCGUCGAAGUGCAAAGCGUAGUACUGAACACCAUUGCUUCAAUCACUGUCAGCAGGCGGUCGCUCUUCGAACCAUUCCUAAAAUCUUUCUUCGUGAGAAACUCAGACGCAACACAUCUAAAACUCUUAAAACUGGAGAUUCUAACUAACUUAGCGACUGAAGCAAGCGCGGCGGUCGUACUGAGAGAAUACCAAACCUACGUGACAUCGAGUGACAAGGCUUUCGUGGCAGCCACUAUACAGGCGAUAGGCCGACUGGCCGUGGCCAUUCAUACAGAAACUGAGACUUGCCUUAAUGGGUUACUGCAUCUGCUGUCCAGUAAAGAUGAAUGGGUGGUAUGUGAAGCGGUGGUGGUGGUGAAGAGAGUGGUAGGCGGCGGCGCCAGCUCCGCGCAGGCGGCCGUCUCCCGCGCCGCCAAGCUGCUGCGAUCUGACAGGUUAGCGGGCAACGCGCGCGCGGCGGCUGUGUGGUUGGUGGCGGAGCACGGCGCCAAGCACCCGCGUGCGGCCGCCAUAUUGGCACACAUGGCCGCCAACUUUGCUGAACAGGACGAGUUAGUGAAGCUCCAACUCCUAUCCCUUGCUGUAAAGCUGUCCAUAACCCAGCCGGACACAGUUCCUCUGUGCAAGUACGUGCUCUCGCUAGCACGGUACGACGCGAGCUACGACGUGCGCGACCGAGCACGCAUGCUCCGCCGGUUCAUUGACCCGCAGCAGAGCGGUUUGCUGAGCCAGUACGCGGCGCAGAUAUUCUGCCCCGACAAGCCGAAGCCGACGAUACAGAGUAACUUCAAGGAUCGCGACCAGUUCACAGUAGGGUCUCUAUCGCAGUACAUAGGGUCAGCCGCGGCGGGCUACCGGCCGCUGCCGCAGGCGCCGCGGGAGGCCGUGGGCGCGAGCUUGCGAGAGGCCACCGCUGCGCCCAUCACCACACAAGUCUCUGAUGACACGCAGUUUGAACAGAAAAACAAGACCUUUUACUCGGAGCCGGAUAGCGAUGGAUCAGCGUCCUCAUCUUCAGGGUCGUCGGCGGCUUCCAGUAGCUCCGAGGAGUCGGACGAGGAAGAAGAAACGAACAACGUUCAGGAACGCAAAAAAGAGGAGAAAACUAAAAAAAACAGCAAUUAUAAGUCAUCAAAUUCUGGUUCCUCGGAUUCAGAAUCUGACAGUGAAUCUUCUUCCGGCUCGGAGAGCGAGUCGGAGAAUUCCGAGACCAGUGAAGAGAAGAAGGAUACCAAGAAAGAGACUCCGAAGGAACCUCCACAAGCAGAAGUAAAUGACAAGAAGAAUGAAAAAUCAAACUUGGAACUGCUUCUGGAGCUGGAUGAAGUGGCCAGUUCUCUGCCCACCAUGACGCCCACGUGUGGGGGCUUCCUGUCGCCGCCCACUGCCUUGCCGCCAGGAGUUGGGGAUGGUGACAGCAUCACCCCCGUGGGCCCCUCGCUGGUGCCCUCGGCGCAGGUGGAGAUGAUCCCGCGCGUGAUGUCCCGAGGGCUGGGCGCCACGCGGCAGUGGGGCCGCGCGCCCCACCUCUACUCGCACAAGAUGUGCGCCAUAGAGAUCAGCUUCACCAACCACACGCCCGACGUGCUGGAGAACAUACGCGUCAACAAGAAGACUCUUACCGGCGCUCGGUCAAUCCACGAGUUCGCGCCAAUCCCACGGCUGGGCCCCGGCGCUACCGUGAGUGGGACUCUGGGCGUGGACUUCGCGGACUCUAUACAACCCAUCGAGUUUACUGUCAUCAGCUCGUUAGGUGAGGUGUCAGUGUCCAUCACCCCACCGGUGGGCGAGCUGAUGCGAUCUGUCACCAUGUCUGAGAGCAAGUGGGAUGCUGAGCAGAGGAAGCUGAGAGGCAUGACAGAGUGCAAUAAACAAGCACCAAAACUAGAAGACGAAUCGGCGAUCUGCAAACGAGUGUUUGAAACCGCCAAUGUAGCCUGCAUCACUUCCACAGGGAACUUCCUUAGGUUCGCAGGGCGGAUGCUGUCAUCCCAAGAUCUGGUGCUAUUGUCUGUGAAGAUUGAAGAUGACUCGAGCACGGUUACUGCGAACUGUCCAAACAUGGCCGUCGCGUCGUUACUAGCCAAUCAGAUCGCGCAGGCUUUCGCUAGAGAAUAGAUUUACUAUGCAUUCCAAUUGAGAAAGAUCAUCGACAAAAGUAUAUUCAUUCUUGUUUUAUGUUAAAUAUGUAUAAUAAAGCAAAAUAAAAUUUUCGCUUGAUA